AAACCUCUGUCAGUAUCAGUACUGAAUACUAAAUGUGGGCCACCAGGCAGAUCCUGACUGAGAGAGCAAGGUUUAGGUGCAAACAAGGAAUCAGGAGUGUGAGAGAAGAGAGCCAAGAAGAAAUAAGGAUAGCUGUGGACAGCAAGAUUUUACAGGCAAUAGCCCAGCGGAUAGCUCUGCGGAUACCGAAUUCUAACGCCUGGCCAUUAUGAGGAGGUCAAAUUAAAUUUCCAGUUUUCAAACCACUGCUUGGAAAACGGAGGAGUCCCUAAGAAAAGAGAACAAGCUCAUUCCUGUGCUGCAAGACUGAACUAGGAGUGAUGGAAAUAGUGACUGGAGGAAGAAUCCUGCAAACCAGCAGCUGCUUUCUCUUCAGCUUUGCAGCACCGCCUGGUGGCCAGAGAACACAAUCCAGUCAAUUCCCUGCAGACUUCAUCUGAUUUGCUGGCGCACUUUCAGCGCAGACAACUUGGCAGCAUCUCUUGCCAAGUUCUUAAAAGUCUCUGCUAAGCAUGCAUAAGCUGCAAUGUUUUGGAGGCUUCCAAUCCAGCCAAGUGUGGGCAGAUUUUCCUGAGGCCGACAAAAGCGAGGUUCCUGCCUAACACCCAAGCGAAGCCCAUCCGCAGCCAAAUUGUAAGCCCUUGCUCCAAAGCACAGAGCAUCCACUUUGGAAUCCUAGAGGAUCCUUUUGGUCACAAAAUGGAAUUGGUUGCUGAGUAUGAGGUGAAGAGUAAUCUCUCAGAUGUUUAGUUCCCUCUGAUUUCUGCCUGGUGUGGAGGAACUUGCUGGCUUUUGUUCUGUGGCAUGAAGUGCAUAGUCACUGGGGGCAAUGUGAAAGCCCUAGGGAAAGCAAUACAUUCCCUUGCCCGUGUUGGAGAUGAAAUCUAUGUCGAGCCACUACAAAAAGGGUUGUCCAUGCGCACAGUCAGUGCAUCUCGCUCUGCUUAUGCGAGCUUCCUCUUUGCCCCACUCUUCUUUCAAAAAUACCAGCCAACAGAAUCAGGAUGUGACCCAGAUACAGAGGCUUUCCGGUGCAAAGUGCACAUGAAGUCUUUCUUGGCUGUUUUCCGUUCACUGCCCUCCCUGGAGAAGACUGUGGAGAAGUGCCUUCUCUCACUAAACUCCCAUGCCAGCCGGUUCCGGGUGCAGCUCCACUGCAAAUAUGGUGUUGUCAAGACCCAUGACUUGCCAUUUCAGGAAUGUGAAUCCUUGCAAGCUGACUUUGACACAGGCCAAUGCGCCCAUGCUCUGCGUGCCCUUCCCAGGUUGUUAGCGGAUGCUGUGGUGCAUUUCCCACUGGCUUUGGCUGAGGUGACUCUGGUUGCCAGCCCAGCGGGGAAGUUGAGCUUGCGCAGUUACUUGGAAGAAGAAACCGAGGCAACCAGGACAAUGGUGACAGAGCUGUGCUUAAACGAGGAUGAGUUUCAGGCCUUCCACAUUAAGCAAGAGACACAAGUCACUUUCUGCCUCAAGGAAUUUCGAGGUCUUCUGAGUUUUGCGGAGUCAUCAAAUCUUCCCCUUAAUAUCCACUUUGACAGUCCUGGCAGGCCCGCUAUCUUUACUUUGGAUGAUGCUGUCCUCCAGGUGCACCUGGUCUUGGCUACCCUUGAAGAACCAGAGAGCUCCAGUUCCCAAAUGACCUCAUGCACUCCGAAGCCCAUUGCCCCUGCAUAUGACUUCACCGGUGAUGACAUUGAUGACUACAUGAUAGCUAUGGAAACAACAUGUGGUGGCCCCGCAGGGACAGAGCCACCUCCCAGCCCCACCUUCCCUAUGGGGCCCACCAGUUCAGAGGCAGAAGAGCCAGGCAGUGAUCACGAGGAGACUGUCCUUGGCACACCACCACAGAAAAGGUUCCGGUCCUUGUUCUUUGGAUCAGUCCUGAGCCAAUCGCAGUCCUUGGCUCACUCCCGGCCCAGCCAAGAGGUGCUGGCAGAAGACAGCGAGGGAGAAUCAUGAGAGACGUCAGCCUUUCCCAUGAGACAUAACUGAAUUUCUUCUUCUAGCAGAGAAAAUUAUUUCAGGCUCAGUGGAUUCUCUUCUGGAUGGCUGCCCAAUCAAACCAAAGAGCUCGCCCUACUCAUAAUUCAGUUUGUAACAUUAACUGAGCAGCUUGUGUAUCAUGGAGAAAAAUGCUGAUGGAGUAGAACCAUACUGAGAGUAUAUUCAAAUAUGUAUGUCAAGACAAUGGUUGCCAUUUGGUUUGUGGCAUACAGAAGUGUAAGUUAACCCUAUACCACUUUAUAUCUACUUUUGUUCUCCGGAAGUUGGUGUUUCCUCCCUCCUACCAUCGUGUCCAAAGCACCCCCACCAUAACAGCCUUCCCCCAACCAUUUCUACCUGAAGGAAAGUAGAAGGAAUCACAGAAGUAUGACUAUGUACCCAUAGCCGUGUAUGAAAUGCUUGCAUCAGUCUCUGAAACCUCCAGGGAUGAUGUAAUCGGUCUUUGUCUGACAGGUGAUACAGAGACUUCUGCAUUUCAGCUGCUCUCCUCUAGGCACAAGGUGGAGGGCAACAGCUCUGUAGUAUCUCUAGGAUUAGUAAAUUGUCUAAUGUAGCGUAAUUCCACACAAGGUAGUACUAAAUUAUGCAGGGUAUUUUCCCCCAAGGAGGAAUAAACAGUGUCUUGGUGUACUAAGUUUUUGACUAAUACUUAUUUUGUAAUAAACAUGUUCCUACCUUUGA
Molecule: messenger RNA, 2685 nt
Organism: Anolis sagrei ordinatus
Lineage: Eukaryota; Metazoa; Chordata; Lepidosauria; Squamata; Anolidae
Gene: RAD9A
Product: RAD9 checkpoint clamp component A
Biological process (GO): mitotic intra-S DNA damage checkpoint signaling; DNA replication checkpoint signaling; DNA repair
Cellular component (GO): checkpoint clamp complex
Source: RefSeq, a predicted model, not a curated record